Molecule: messenger RNA, 146 nt
Organism: Meloidogyne enterolobii
Lineage: Eukaryota; Metazoa; Nematoda; Chromadorea; Rhabditida; Meloidogynidae
Source: the annotation of a GenBank genome assembly
UAAAAUUCCUCUUUUGCAUGGAGAAAAUUAAGCAAGAUGCGUCCGUUGAAGGAGGUGAACCUAAAGGAAUUCCUUGGUUUUGGUAUACAAUUUUGAAAAAUGUUACUCAUACGGCUGAUAUGAUUAAGAUUCUUGAUGUUUUUUGA